UUUAUAUAGCGGGAGCAUGGGCUGUUGGGAAUCUGUUUCUCCCCUCUGAUAAUGCGACUCUAGAGAUGAUGAGGAAUCAUAACGGUUUUUCCCGUCUCAUUUCUGUAUCAUGUGGGCAUCUCAUUGCCACUUUUAAGCUCUGAUAAACCCCAAAACAGGAAACCCUACCUGUUGUCAUUACCAUGGAAAGACCUCGCUGUUCCGAUAAAGUUCUAUCGAUCCAAUCAUGACCAUUAGAUGGUUAAACAAGAUGAGUUUGUGGAGUGGCGUCUUAGAUCGUUGUGUCGUUUGAAAAGACGGACAACAGAAGUUUCAGGUGCAGGAUCCCAGCCCUAUACAGAAUGGAUAUCAAUCGUGCUUUAAUGCACAACGCAUGAAUCCGGGAGAACCCAAGCGUUGAUAAUGCUAUCACGCUACCAGAUCCAUGCGAUCGAAACCAGUGUUCGGGUGAUGUCCGCCGUCUCCGUCACUUCGUCAUUUUUUGUCAUACUCAGUUUUCUGUGGGGCAAGCUAUUUCAAACGCCGGUCAACAGGCUAAUGUUUUAUGCCACCUGGGGUAACGUCCUUGCGAAUGUUGGCACUAUGAUUGGAGGGGCUGGAAUCUCUCAUGGUGCGGGUAGUAGUCUUUGUAGAUGCCAGGCAUUUCUUUUACAAUGGUUUUUGCCAACAAAUGCUCUCUGGAUCCUUUGCCUGGCCAUCAAUGUAUACCUGACCGCAUCUCACAAGUACAGACCAUCUGAAUUAAAGAGGCUAGAAUGGCGUUACUUGAUCAUGUGCUACAUAGUACCGCUUAUCCCCGCCUUCGCCUUUCUAUUUGUGGAAACGAAGGCAUCAGGCCCUGUUUAUGGAGAUGCUGUGAUAUGGUGCUGGAUUAGACCGGAAUGGCAAGCCUUUCGCUUCGCUUUUUUUUUUGGACCAAUCUGGCUCACAAUAAUUAUGACCAUUGCGAUCCUUCUGUACCAGGGCAUCGAAAUCUACUCGAAGCGAAUGAAGAUUAAAAAACUUUCCGUGGAUGCUGUUCAUGAGAUCUCAGACAAACAUCAUCGGCGUGACACCGCCACCAGCGUGCAAGCGAUUGCUCCAUUACCGAGUAUAGUUGCCACGAGGGCGGACAAUGGACCUGGAAAUGCCUCAACUUUCGAAUCCCAACCCUCUUCCGGAGACGUACAGCCUCUAGGAGAAGGAGAUACAAGCGCCAAUGAAAGGACACCGCCAAAGACGGAUCUGUCAACCCGCGAAACACCAGAAAGAACACCAGAAACAACUCCAGAGAGCGCAAGGUCUAACAUUAAUCAUGGGCAACUUCCAACACGGAAACCGUCAACUCUUACACUAGGUCCCACUUUUUAUGCGACGGGAGCUGCUCAAGAUGAAUCGAGAUCAAACUAUGAACAGCACGGAACACCGGUAUCAAGUGGAACUACCGACGCUAGAAGAAACGAUUUAGGCCUCGACGAACUCGAAAAUCGAAGCGCAGCGAGCAGCGCUCCUACUGCGUACGCCCAAGUAAGAUCACACGACGGUGCAUCGCUCGGACCUACUCGAACCUCGAGCUUAAGCCAAAACAGGACCUGGAGAACGCGCCUGCCCAUUUUACGACCCCUGCAGACUGCUGACAGACAUACCGCAACUUAUUUGUAUAUGAAACGAGUCUCACUAUUUUUCCUUUCACUACUCCUAACUUGGACACCCUCCACCAUUAACCGUAUCCAUCGCGUUUCUAAUCCGGAUGACCCAGUAUUUGGUUUGGCUCUUUUAUCUGCAGUAGUCCUUUCACUGCAGGGUUUUUGGAACUUAAUAGUCUACAUAAGCACGUCGUUCGAUGCUAUCAAAACUCUCUGCGCCGCGUGCCGUGUAAAAUUCCGUUCGUAUACCGAGGUAUGACGAUAAGCGCGGAAAUUUCGGCUGAGCAACAGCUCGAUAUGGUAAACCAAACGUGGGAUGCAUUCCGCGAAAUGGCAGGGAUGGGCGACAUUUCUGGAUGGCCGAUAAACCCAAGUUGGUAUCCCGAGGUUGCCCAAUGGCGGAAUUUUUGUUGAUACUAUGGGCAAAGUGAUCUGAUCGGUUCAUCUAUCUAUUAAGGCUCCUCAAGUUAGCGGACCGCUCUGUUGGGGGGCACUCUCCAGCUGGAGGCGCUGUUGCGACUGAUGAUACUGAUAGUGAUGAUAAUGAUAGUGGCAUGGAUGACCAGGCGUCUGAUACGAAAAUGGGUCCGUGGUGCGUGUGUUAGUUUGGAGGGUUUGAUGAACCGAGUUUAUCCAGCUGCAUGAAUGCUGCCUAAAGAAUUUGGGAGGAUGGCCGCUCUCCAUGCGAUGGUAUUGGUGAAAUUAGUUUUCUUCACCAGUUUGCUGCAGCAAAUGUAGUUAUACUAUACAGUUAGCUGGGGUUUGAAAGGAACAAGAGGUUUUAAUCUAAUCAACCCUGAACUUUAUUUAACAGUAUAUGUUCAAAGUAUUUGAAUCCAGUUGCCUUUCCAAUCAAUGGGCCCAUUUCUACUUUGCAUGUAUACAUUUCGCCCAGCAUAGAUAGAUAGAUAGGUAAACAUCACUAGCAACCAACCCACCCUAAACACCAAGAUCACAGAAGACAAUGCAACCUACACAAAAAGGAAUACAAUAUGAUCUAUAACGAAGUGAAAAACACUAAAUGUACAGGGGGAUUAAGAAAUCGAAAGCGCCAAAGUAUACAUCACUUUAUUCCAAGCCGUUCCGGACCUUGCUAUUAAAUCUACGCUCAGACUCCCCUUGUGAGCCUUGUUCCACCCACUGACGAAACAUGUCCUCAGGGUCAAGAUUGAAGUCUGGCUUAUAAUCCUCUUCAAUGACAGUUGUGACGUCUGCCAAGCCGUCUUCGUCCCCGACUUCUACCUUUCCCUUAUAAUUCGCCGCAGCAGCGCUCUGUUCAAAAGCCAUCUCGCAAGCUUGGGCAUAGAAUUGUUCGAACGCGGCCUGAAGCGAUCCCUCAGAUUGACCCUUCGCGACAGCGGAGGAGAGAUGGGUAUUUGGUUGGCAAAGCUCCGGCCGUAGUUCAUUGUCAUCACGACCCAGAGAAAUGGACAUAUCGAUCACAUGUUCAGGUAAGGCAGGACCCAUGUUCACGUGUGAGUAACUGAGCUCGAGAUCCUUGUAGUUGAAGCGCGAAAUUCGAGCUGAUCUGAGGUAGCGUAUGGGAGGAAGCAUAUAUGUCCCUGUAACGAAAUCUGCCUCUCCUUUCCCGCUGCCAUGCGAACCUGCUGUCGCCGCGACGGAUGCUCGUUUAGCGAUCAGUUUGCGUGGGAUCGUCAGCUCGCAGGACAUGGGCAUACGCGGCUGCAUGUAAACAUCUUCCGAGACCAUAUUUUGGAUAACUUCUGAAAUGCUGGAGAUAUCAGCCCUCUGCUUCUCGGCUUGUGACAAAGCGGAUGCUUUCCGGCCUUCCAGAAGGUCAUAGUGUGUGAAUUUAUUAAAGCGGAGGUCUAGCGACGUUUCCGGCAGUAACACGUCUAUGUCCGCUCUAUGGACGAUGGCAGUGGCUUUUCGUAGAAUUGGUACCAGGAAUUGACGUUUACCAGCAUAUCGGAGUACGACGUCGAGUUCUAAUUCAAUAGGCGGGAGGCGCGUCUUGUUUUUAGCUGAUGGUUUGAGUCGAAUUCGGUGAAAGGUACCAUUUCCCACGUUCGGUAACGGAGAGAGACGUUGGAGGAACGAUAUGGGAUUGGAGAUGUUGGCAGCAAAAGCUCGAGGGACCGUAGGACUGAAAGAUUUAAAUUUCAUCUUUCCGGGUUUCAUUGAUUGUUGGUGCGCAAACAGCGAUUUUCCGAGGGAAGCGACAACGACCUCGCGAAUGUGAGGCUGGCCAGGGCUGCGCCAGCUGGAUGAAGCUGGUGGAGUAAACAACUCAUUGCACACUUUCUCGCAAACUGAUCCACGACCUUUCUGGACGAGAGCUGGGGGUGGUUCUGAUUGAGUACCACUUGGAGUUUUUGUCCCAGAAAGCGGUUUCAUCCAUCUUAGCCAUCGUCUCUGGCGAUCAGCCCAAGGUAGGAAUUCCUGGUAGGAAACGGAGUACAUAACUGCCGGCUCAGUGUCCGACAAAUAUGUGCAGAACCGGGUUUGGUCUUCUUCCGUCAUUGAUACUGCGGUUUCGAUAUUCCUGUAUGCCUCCUCUGCGUCUUUCUCCAUCUCCUGAACGAAAUAGAUAUUUAUUUGGUUUGUCCCUUGCUCUUUACAGCAAAAUACAUUGAGAGACUUUUGCAUGGAACGGAAAAAUCGCUCCUCGAAUCUUCUGUUCUUUCCAUGGAAUACAAAGCCUCUGCUGGGUAGGUCCACAGUUUUGGAGAUUAUCCUAGGGAAAAACUCCAUGACACCCUGUCGAACAAGCUCACAGGCACUUUCGUUUGCGGUAAUUCUCACAAGGUUUAAAGAUCGCGAAACAUCUAUCUUGGCGCCAUAUGUGAUUGCAAGAUCUUUGAGAGGGCUAAUAUCAGGCAAUAGGAGCAUGAAAAUUUCUUGGGGCGCCAGAUGGAUGUCCAAUUGACCGAUCUCACCCAAAACGGAUAGCUGCCAGCAGUCUCGUAAUACCAUCUCCGCUAAAGCAAUUUUUCCAGCCAUAUGUCCGAGACUCCCGAUCCUGGAUGCUGUCUGCUUCUGGGCUUCGGGGUCCAUUUCCAGAAAAAGUGAUGUCCCAGGCCUCCAUCCGGAAUGCGGUGUGGCCGAGAUGUCCUUUUGGUCAGAGAUACUCGCAGGUGGUUCGAAUUGUUUGCGAUAAUCAGUUAGCUGAUUAGCUGUAAACCCAUCUUCUAAUAUUUUCCGUAGCUUGCGCCAUUCGUUUCGGUCUAGCUUGUCUCCAGGUUUGCGGUUCCCCCGGAUUUGCUCAAUAUUUUCAAUCACCUCUUUGGCGCCUCCUAAUUGCAGUCUUGUUUUAUCGACCUCUUUCAGGAGCUCAGACGGAUUAUCCCAAGGAGCAUCACCAUCAGUUUCCUUUUCUAGUAUCCUUGAAAACUUGCGAACGGUCAUCUGCUUUGGUCGACUGGCUCUCUCCUUGAGUAUCACAACCUCACCGACCUCUCCCAGCGUCUUCACAUCCAAACGGGCAACAUGUCUUUGGUAGCGCGAUUUCUUGACGCCCAAUACCGGGUAUAGUUUAGGGUCUGUUUCGCCAGGUUGGUUUGGGAGUGUUGUGCUAUUAUAUCGGUUUUGACGGAGGCCAAAUGCUUGGGAUAGGAGGAUAGUCGUCAGGGCCUUUGGAGAACGCGGAGGGCCAAAUUGGCAUCGAAGACAGGCCGCCGCAUUUUGCGACGACGUCUUAAACAUCCGUAAUGAUGGGACCACAGGACGAACGGCCCUGUGUUUCCGUUCAGGGCAUAAUUUAAAAAAAUAAAAGUUGGGAUCUCUCCUCUGACGGAUGCCAAACUUUUUCGGGAAGGAAAGUUCCCACGUGAUUAGCUGCACUUAGUGCCAUUACUACUCCGUAACGUUGGAAGAUUUACUGGGAUCCAUGGAGCCAAAUUGGAGGCCGAAAACCACUGUCGUGAACCAGAGCAUUAUUGAAUUAAAUUAAAUAUAUAGUAUAGACAUCACGAGGAUGAUUAAUCGUAACAUAUAAAAGUGUUUCUCUCGCUGAUAAAUUUCUGCAUGGUUGACCAGGUGACCAUGAAAGCACAAGGAUUGUAAAAAUGUACGCGUUGAAUCAAG
Molecule: messenger RNA, 5672 nt
Organism: Blastomyces dermatitidis ER-3
Lineage: Eukaryota; Fungi; Ascomycota; Eurotiomycetes; Onygenales; Ajellomycetaceae
Product: G protein coupled receptor family protein
Exons: 4
Coding region: 403-1884 (493 amino acids)
Biological process (GO): cell surface receptor signaling pathway; adenylate cyclase-activating G protein-coupled receptor signaling pathway
Cellular component (GO): plasma membrane
Molecular function (GO): G protein-coupled receptor activity
Source: RefSeq, a predicted model, not a curated record